This is a messenger RNA of Drosophila busckii, 2470 nucleotides long. RefSeq names its product A-kinase anchor protein 10, mitochondrial (gene pkaap). Gene Ontology annotation, biological process: intracellular protein localization. The transcript is spliced from 3 exons. The coding region runs from base 157 to 1932 and encodes 591 amino acids. The record is from RefSeq and is a predicted model, not a curated record. NCBI's taxonomy places the organism in Eukaryota, Metazoa, Arthropoda, Insecta, Diptera, Drosophilidae. Gene Ontology annotation, cellular component: plasma membrane.
CCAAACCUAUAUAAGUAUCAAGUACUUAUCGAUGUAUCGACAGUACAAUCAGUGUUUUGCCAGCUCUAGCACAACUAAUUACUGGAAAAAAAUAAACAAAACGAAACGAAAUAAAUGAAGUAAAACUAUUGCCAACUGAUCAACUAGUAUGUAAAAAUGUUGAACUAUAUCAAAAGGCAGACGAGCCGAAGACGAAACUCGCACGACACAGAUGCCAACGCGCACAAUGAUGAUGUGGUCGAUGCGGCAACGGCACAAAAGCGUCACUCUUUACGUUCAACAACAAGUUUCUGUGAUGAGGUGUUCCUGGAGGAGGAGGGCGCAGAGCUAGCGGACAAGUCGGAUGCAAUUAGCUUGGGCAAUAACAGUUUGCUAAGUGUUUUGGGCGCUCUCGCUGACAAAGAUAUAUUCGCGUACAACUCUCGUCUCUCCAUGACGCUAACUGCCAUAGUGAGCGAACCUGAUUGCUUAAGUUAUUUUGUGCAGUAUUUGGAGACACAAAACGCGCUGCCUUUAAUUAAAUUCUAUUUAGACAUAGAAAACUUUAAACGCGCUGCCUUAUCGCAACUACAGCGAGAGCCAGAGGAGCAGCAGCCAUCGGAGGCACAACAGUCUGUGGAUACCACUGUAGUGAAUGAGGAAAACGAUGUACCUGAACUUAAAACCCUCUGCGAUUUGUCCAUGCGCAAACCGCUUACAGAUGACGAAAAGAGUCGCAUCUAUGCGGAGACAAACGCACAGAUUAACAACAAGCCCACACUAUGUGGCAAAAACGAACAGCGCGCUAUAAGUGAAGCAAGCAUAAAUGAUGCAAUUUCUAUUUAUCAAAAGUAUUUGAUUGUAAAUGCACCGCAGCUAGUGGAGUUGCCCAUAGGUAUAUUGGCGCAUAUUUCGCUAUUACUGUGCAACAAGGACAAACCGCAGCAGUCCAUACCUGCGAGCUGUUUUGACGAGGCUCGCGACUAUGUGCUACAACAGCUGGAAAGCAAGUAUUUGCCGGGCUUUCUGCAAAGCAUCUACUAUUGCAAAUACUGCUUGGAGCUAAUCGAGAACAACGAAAUUAACAUUUACGAUGUGCUCUUUGCUGAGCUGGCGCUAUUUUAUCUUACCGAGUAUUUGGAGCAGCAGCAGGAGCGUGAGUGCUUGGAGUUUUGGAUAACUGCUAUUAAUUUUCGCAAGAGCUAUGAAGAUCAGCGGGCUGCACAAUCCGACGCGAUGAUAAUCUAUGAGCGCUACUUUAGCCUGCAGUCGGAUUGCCGUUUGUGGAUGUCACAAAAGCUGCGUCUGCGCGUGGAGCAGGCAAUCUGUGCACCAGGACAGCUGUCGCAGGCGUUUGAUCUCGCGCUGCUGGUUACCGCCAAGUAUUUGGAGCAGAAGCACUUUGUUAACUUUCUCAAAUCCAACAUUUUUGAUAACUAUGUAAAUGAGCUUAAAGCCAAAAGCUGCUGCCAAACGCCGCUAGAUUCUACAAAUGUCAACAGUCUGCAGCAUAAGCUGAGCCUGCGUCGUCCCCAAGGCAUGUCCACGCAGAAGCAGCAGCGUCAUCGCAAAGCCAUGUCCAUGUCGGAUUGCACGCACAUUUCACAGCACAAUACAUUGCUGGCCGGACUGGACACUGUACCUAAGCAAAACAAGCAGACGACAGCAGCCAACAUGAACAUCGAUGCGCGGCAGUUAACCAAUCCACAGUUGCUGUGGCAGCGACCAACUAGUGCGCUUAAAUUUGGCCAUGUCAAUGCACUGGGCAGAUACGAGCGAGACUUUGAGUCUGUGGAUGGGCAUCGAACGGCGAAUUGGUCGCUGAGUGUUAAGAAUGCUGUGAGGAAGCUGGUGAACAUGCCGCAGGAUAAUGUGCAGGAGGAGAUUGCCUGGCAGGUGGCUGAAAUGAUAGUAAAGGAUGUCACUAGCGUCACUUUGCAAAGCAAACCUUAAAGCACUUCCAUUUCAUUUGAAUUUAUAUUUAUAUCUAUGCGAAUUUUUAAGCGCUCAAAUUAAUUUUAUUUUUGUUGCGAAUCUCAAAUUGAAACGAAACUGUCUCUCAACAAUGCAAGAAUGCUCUCUAUCUUCUCCGUUGCUCUCUAUUCCAUUUGUUGUACAAAUUUAUUGAACAAUUAUUUAUUACUCACUUAUUGAAGCAUAAUAACUUAAUAACUAAGUUAACCAACUCUAAAGAGCGGCUGUAAGUUGUAUUGAAAGUUGAACUUUCUCUUGCUUACGCGCUCUGUCUCUCUUUUUUUAUCUCUAUCUUUAACUCUAGCUAUCAGUUGUUAUGUAAAGCGCACUCACAAGUUGAAAUCAAAUGCUAACACACGUUUCCUUGAUUUUGUACCUAUCAUAAUAAUAAUAACACAACAUAUAUAUUAUCCGUAAGCAAUCGUAGGAGUGUAAGCUCUAUAUUUGAAUUUAUGCUUUCAUUCCGCAUUAUUGUUUUAUACACAAAAACCAUAAAUUUAUAUAUACAUAUAUUGCU